GUGAGCAUGCGGACUUUCAGCGAUGGCGAAGUGCAGGAGCUGUCCAGUCCAAAGGAGCGAGCACUGUCACCCAUCGUGGAUGGCUGUGCCGGUACGGAAGAGGGCGAUCUGUCGGGCGAGGUCACCGCCAACGUGGAGAGCCUGUCCCGACUGGUACUCGAGGAUGAGCUCGAUGACGCAAGGAACACGCACGCUGAUGCGGAGAUGAAGCCGCCACUCGAAAGCCUUCCCGAGCAACCGGUAUUGAAGGUGGGACAGGACACGCCAGUGCGGACGCCAACCACCGAGCAGGAGACUUCGCCACUUCCUGAGAGCUGGGACCUCUACAAGCAGUUCAAGGGCAGCCAGGCUGCGUUGAACAGCCAGGGUAUGACGGCGAGUCAGGGUCUGGCGAACAGUGCGCCUGGAGCUACGCCGAGUGUGCCGAGCGUGGCAGCUGCACCUGUUCCGAGAAUGAGUCCCGAAGUGAAAUCGACCGCUCCGAUCUCCACGCGGAAGUUCAGCCCAGAGCAGCUGCUGCAGAAGGGCGGCCGGGGAGCCGCGGCAGCAGCUUCCCUCCGCGCGACGACAGCAGCACCGGCACCUCCCUUGCCAUCUUUCUCCAGCAAGGUCUCCAUCAACUCUUCUCCGAACAAUGCCUUCAACAGGGGCCGGUCUCCAGACACGGUGGACAUGAGCGGCGUUGUGAAGUCGAUCCAGAUGGGCCCCAUCAGCCGUGGUCCUGAUGAACAGGAAUCCGAGGUGCCAGAAGGCCGCAAGUCCUUCGCCACAUUUCAGAGCACCGAGCCUUGCCCAGAGCUCUUUGCCCUCAAGCAGGCCUCGCGUCGGUUGCAGGAGCCGAAGAACCUCAACUGGGCCAUGCGCCGGCACCAGCAUCACAGGAGUGACCUGAACAGCUCAGCCGAGCGAUUCCGUGAGAUGCGAGACCAGGUGAUGAAAGCCACGGAAGAUGAUCAGCAGAUGAUGGCACAGAAGGCCGAAGAAGCAAGCCGAGAUUUGCAGAUGGAAGAUGCGGCUUUGCAGGAGCUGGAGAAGAAGGUGGAAGCCGCGCGCCAGUCCGUGGAAGGAAGUCGCAGCGCGCUAAAAGAGGCGAAGCACCGUCUGCUGCAGACGAAGGCUAGGCGCGUCGCUCUCCAGCAGGCCCACUAUGCACGCACCUGCCUGGUGACACGAGCUACAGAGGCUCAAAUUGACAUUCGGUUGCGCGGCGGCGCCACCGCGACGAUCUCUAUGGCUUCCGAGCGCCAUCAAGCACACCUAUCCCUGCGUCUGGGAGGAGCCAUGGCCGAGGCCUUGGAGGGAGCUUGGCAGGACGCUUGCGCCUCGAUGCCCAAGGAGCUCGAUAAGGUGGACGACUGCGGCACCUGCAAGGAUGUUGUCUUGUCCACCUCGCAGCUGCCAACACUGCUCCGGCACCUGGAUGUCGCAGCCUUGAAGGCACAAGUCGAAGCCAGGUCGGAGUGA
Molecule: messenger RNA, 1464 nt
Organism: Symbiodinium necroappetens
Lineage: Eukaryota; Dinophyceae; Suessiales; Symbiodiniaceae
Source: the annotation of a GenBank genome assembly